This is a messenger RNA of Tachysurus fulvidraco (yellow catfish), 1543 nucleotides long. RefSeq names its product piggyBac transposable element-derived protein 4-like. The coding region runs from base 82 to 1512 and encodes 476 amino acids. Lineage: Eukaryota; Metazoa; Chordata; Actinopteri; Siluriformes; Bagridae. The transcript is spliced from 2 exons. The record is from RefSeq and is a predicted model, not a curated record.
UCUGGACCUGAAGGUGCAUGGCAGGGCAUCACUCCAAGACAGCCAUCCUUCCUCCCAGCAAGCCCACCUGGUGGCCAGCUCAUGGGUGGUGUACAAUACACCAAUCUACAAUUGUUUAGUUUGUUCAUGAACAAUGAUAUACUGCAAGUCAUUGUGAACAAUUCAAACAAGUUUGGAGAAACCAACCACCCAGGCACCUUUCAGAGGAUCACCUUGGCAGAGAUGAUGUUGUACAUGGCGAUGACCAUCUAUAUGGGACUAGUCAAGACACGGCGCAUCAAUGAUUAUUGGAGGUCUGAGCUAUAUGCCUUUUCCUUUCCAUCAAGCGUGAUGUCAGGACGCAGGUUCAAAGCCAUCUCGCGUGCCCUCCACCUCAGUGACCCUGAUGAUGAUGCUGCCAAUAAUUCAAAAAGAGGCACAGAUGGGUACGAUAGGCUUUGCAAAAUCAAGCCAUUGUACAAUGAGUUUAGACAGAUGUGCAUGGUGCAUUACCAACCCCACCAGUGUGUUGCUAUAGAUGAGAGGAUGGUCGCGUCCAAAGCCCAAAGCGGAAUCCGCCAGUAUAUGAAGAACAAGCCUGUGAAGUGGGGUUAUAAGCUGUUUGUGCUGGCGGAUUCCAGAAAUGGUUACACCUGGGACUUCUUUGUCUAUGAAGGCAAGGGAUCACCCAUUGUCAAGGGGCUCAGCUACGACUCUGUUAUGCGGCUCAUGAAUACGCAUUUGCUUGGUACCGGGUACAAGUUAUACGUGGAUAACUUUUACACAAGCCCAGAUCUCUUUCGUGACCUGCUGGCCAAGAAGAUCUGGGCCUGCGGUACCAUUCGCAGACAGCGUAUUGGGUUCCCGAAAGACAGGCCAGGCGGGCUUGAGAGGUCGUCUCCCCGGGGCACCAUUUGCUGGAUCCGUGAGGGGCCCAUUGUAUUUGUUCAGUGGAGGGACACCAGAGAUGUGCUAAUGUGUUCCACCAUUCAUGCGGCACAUGGAGAGGAUAGUGUCCGGAGACGGAUAAAGGGGGCAGAUGGGCAAUGGUCUGUGCAGGAUGUUUCCAUUCCACCAGCCAUCAAUGAUUACAACAGGAACAUGGGUGGUGUGGACCUGUCUGAUGCCUUGAUUGGCUAUUACAACACCCUGCACAAAACCAAGAAGUGGUACUGGUCUUUCCUGUACCACUUCAUCGACAUCGCCAUUGUCAAUGCCUUCAUCCUGUACAAGGAGAUCGCCACUGCAAGGCAGGAGAAGGUGAUGACACAAAUGGCCUUCCAUGAGACCCUGGUGAUGGAACUCAAAGCAGUUGGUUCUACCACCACAGCCCCUCUACAGCCACCCCCUCCUGCUCCCCAAGGUGCCGCACACAAGCCUGUGCACUUUUCACUGGAUAGUGCCGUAGGUCGGAGGAGGUGUGUCCACUGCCACCAGAAGACCACCGUAAAAUGCUCCUCCUGUGACGUGUCCCUGUGCUUCACAAAUAGCAGGGACUGUUAUAACACAUGGCACACACUGAACAAUCUCUAAAAUGUCAAUUUUUUGGGCACAGUUUUGAUAG